Molecule: messenger RNA, 1408 nt
Organism: Carica papaya (papaya)
Lineage: Eukaryota; Viridiplantae; Streptophyta; Magnoliopsida; Brassicales; Caricaceae
Product: endonuclease V family protein
Biological process (GO): DNA repair
Cellular component (GO): cytoplasm; nucleolus
Molecular function (GO): single-stranded RNA binding; RNA endonuclease activity producing 5'-phosphomonoesters, hydrolytic mechanism
Source: RefSeq, a predicted model, not a curated record
CCCUGCUAGAAAAGUAAAGUAAGCAUGUCUUUUUUUUGGCUGCUUUUCCUGCUGGGGGUCUUCCAUGGAAGGACGACAAGGAUCAGAUGAAACUCUGAAUAGCUUGGUAGAGAUCCAACAAAAGCUGCGAAAGAAAUUGAUAACAAAGGAUGAUUUUCCAUGGAAAUUACCAGCGAAAGCGUCAUCGCCAUCAUCGUCAUCAUCUAUGCAAGCAGAAAAAGGAGAGGAGGUAUUAAAGUAUGUAGGUGGGGUAGAUAUGAGCUUCUCAAAGCAAGACCCCUCCGUGGCAUGUGGAUACCUUGUGAUUCUAGAGCUUCCUUCCCUGCGUGUAGUCUACGAGGAUUGUUCCCUUGUCAAGCUUCGAGUCCCAUAUGUCCCUGGUUUCCUUGCCUUCCGCGAGGCCCCGGUCCUUCUCCCGCUCUUGGAUAAAAUGAAGAAGAAUCAGAAUCCUUUCUACCCACAGGUAUUACUAGUUGAUGGCAAUGGAUUACUUCAUCCUCGAGGUUUCGGCUUGGCCUGUCAUAUAGGUGUUAUGGCAAAUCUUCCUUCAAUUGGAAUUGGGAAGAAUUUGCAUCACGUGGAUGGACUAACUCAAUCUGGGGUGAGAGAACUUCUUAAAGCCCAAGAAAACAAAGUUGAAGAUCUUAUCAAUUUGACUGGAGACUCUGGCUUUAUAUGGGGAGUGGCAAUGAGGUCAACUCAGGGUUCAUUGAAGCCUAUAUUUGUUUCAGUUGGCCACAGAGUGUCAAUUUAUACUGCUGUCGUGAUUGUUAAAAUGACUUGCAAACACCGUGUGCCAGAGCCUAUACGGCAGGCUGAUAUAAGAUCAAGAGACUAUCUCCAAAAGCAUCAAAUGAGUGUGCUAGGGGGAUGGGACUGCUCAGAGGCUUAAACUAUUCUGUGUUUGGUUGGAUCAGCAGUACUGAUUGUAAACCUGUCUCCUGGAAUCCCACCAGUGAAUCAGAAACUCUGAUUUCUUGCACCCGCUGACAAUGGAGAGGUAAAGACAGCAACAAGAUUAGAUCAGUUAGGUCUUGGAGAUCAUGGCCAAGAACUAUGCCAUUUCAUCAAGGUCCCCAACGAGACGGAACAGUAGCAGAUUAUGCCCCUUGCACGCUUUGAAGUCUCACCAUUUUUAUGAUCUCAGGUUUGGCAUAUGUAAUUCUUUCUGCCCUCACUGGGGCUCAGAGUUAGCUCUCAGGUGAGAUUAGUCAGUCAUAAACACAUAAAUGUUUUAAAACAGGUAGUAGCAGUGAUCUCCAUUCCUUUUGUAUCUGUGCAAUUAAAUAGUAAUUAUCUACUGCUGAGGAAAAUCUUGCUGGGAUGUGCUAGAGUUAAUUCAAGUGUAAGUUCAUCCUUUCAACUGAUUUUAUGAAAUUGGUGGAUAAUAUAUUUUACUUUUGGUUCA